Zingiber officinale is the source of this 1407-nucleotide messenger RNA. RefSeq names its product transcription factor CSA-like. Gene Ontology annotation, biological process: regulation of DNA-templated transcription. Gene Ontology annotation, molecular function: DNA-binding transcription factor activity, RNA polymerase II-specific; RNA polymerase II cis-regulatory region sequence-specific DNA binding. Gene Ontology annotation, cellular component: nucleus. The record is from RefSeq and is a predicted model, not a curated record. The coding region runs from base 350 to 1231 and encodes 293 amino acids. Lineage: Eukaryota; Viridiplantae; Streptophyta; Magnoliopsida; Zingiberales; Zingiberaceae. The transcript has 5 exons.
UUGGGAGCAAGAGAGGCAGAGAAUGCACGAGCAUGGAGGUCUGAUACAGGACACGGCCAAAAGAAGAACAGUACCAAUUCCACUAAAACCAUGAAACUAUGGUACGCCAACCGACUAUUGCGUACAAAUUGGCAGCAAAAAACCAGGAACAGCAAGAAUGGUGGGGGACGCAAGAACACAAAAGAAAUUCUGAUGACUCUGUUGAGUGUUAGAGAGACAGGAGCAGAUAUCAUCUAUAAAAGUGUGUGUAGGGAAGAGGAGAGACUCCAACUCCAACAGCCACACGAGUGGCUCUGUAUUGGACCCUGUGCUUGCCAUAGCCAUUUGUCUCUCUCACCUAAGUCUAGGAAUGGCUCCGAGUGAUGUAAAGCUCAGAGAUGGCAUGGGGCAUGAGAGCGCUGAGGAUGAACAGAGCAACAACCACCAAAGGAAGGAGGAAGAAGACGGUGGUGGUCGACAAAGUGAGCUGCAGAGGAGGCAGCAGAAGCUGUGUGCUAGAGGGCAUUGGAGGCCAGCUGAGGAUGCCAAGCUCAAAGAGCUGGUCUCCAAACAUGGUCCCCAAAACUGGAACCUGAUGGCCGAGAAUCUAGAAGGAAGAUCAGGGAAGAGUUGCAGACUGAGGUGGUUCAACCAGCUUGAUCCAAGGAUCAACAGGAAGGCAUUCAGUGAUGAGGAAGAGGAGAGGCUUCUGGCUGCCCACGGGAUGUAUGGCAACAAGUGGGCUUUGAUUGCCAGGCUAUUCCCUGGGAGGACAGACAAUGCUGUCAAAAACCAUUGGCAUGUCAUCAUGGCCAGGAAACAAAGGGAGCAGAGCAAUGCUUACAGGAGAAGAAAGCCAUUUUUGACUUCUUCUUCUACCUCUUCCUUCUCUCACACCCUGCUCCUCCCCAACAGCAAAGAUGUCAAAACCAGCAACAACACCAAUGCGUGCAGUGGGGACUCGGUCAUCACCAGCACCAGAGAUGAGUCAUCCUCCACUUGCACUGACCUCUCCCUCAACUCCUUCACCAGCACCACUUUCCUUGCCUAUUCCAUGAUCAAUUGGUUUGAUGAAAAGGUCUUCACUGUAAGGAAGAGUUUUCUCCCUGGUGGCCAGUCUCCUCCUGAGGCCUCAGCAAAUCAACCAGUGACCUACCAGAGCAGCAAUGCUUGGCUUCAUGGCGAAACAGAACAUGGGAGGAAGAAAAUUAUAAUGCCCUUUAUUGAUUUCCUAGGUGUUGGAGCAACAUAGAAGGUAGGAUAAGUGUUAAAUGCACAUGUAGAACUAUAAAGAGUGCUGGUAAACAUUGAAGAAGGGGGGUUAUGGAGAGAAGUCCUCUUCUCACUCAAACGUCGCCCUUCAAGAACUUUGAUCCUUUGUUAAUGGUUAUUCAUCCUGCUUUAAGAACUUGUGAUUAUUUGUUUAAA